Raphanus sativus (radish) is the source of this 2695-nucleotide messenger RNA. RefSeq names its product arginine decarboxylase. The coding region runs from base 455 to 2575 and encodes 706 amino acids. The record is from RefSeq and is a predicted model, not a curated record. NCBI's taxonomy places the organism in Eukaryota, Viridiplantae, Streptophyta, Magnoliopsida, Brassicales, Brassicaceae. Gene Ontology annotation, molecular function: arginine decarboxylase activity. The transcript has a single exon. Gene Ontology annotation, biological process: spermidine biosynthetic process; L-arginine catabolic process.
UCACCUCCAUUUCUCUUGUAGCCGCUAAUAUCUCGCAAAGAUUAUCCCGAGAAAAUUAGCAUUCUCAUCCUCUCUCUUUGUUUUUGUUCCUCCUCAAUUCCCGGGAAUCUUUCAGGGAAUAAUAGCUUUUGUUGCCGAUUUUCAGAUUUGGAAACUAUCCAAAUAAACUUGUCCCGAACGUUCAUCGUGGGGAAUUUCGGGUCGGGUGGGGUCAUAAAAGGCGGGGUUCACGGCGGUGAUAGAUUCACCUUCUUCUGCUUCUUCUGAGGGGGUUUGCCCCGAGGCUCUUUUGCCUCGGCGGAUUUCAAUAUCCCCCCAACCAAUCUUCUUCACAAAUUCAUUUUCUCUUUUUUUUUUUAGAUUCAAAAUUUAUUUGAUUCCCCAUUUUCAUUUUCCCUUUCGGAGAUUCGUUUAUUAAUAAUUGUGAAGGAAGAAGAAGAAGAAGAAGAAGAAGAUGCCUGCUCUCGCUCUCCUUGAUACUCCCGUCGACGCCUUCUCCGUCGACUGCUCCGGCGUCUUCAUCCCCCCGUCUCCAAACUCCUCCGUCGACUGGUCCCCGUCCCUCUCCUCCUCCCUCUACCGAAUCGACGGAUGGGGCGCUCCCUAUUUCACCACCAACCCCUCCGGCAACAUCUCCGUCCGUCCCCACGGCUCCAACACCAUGCCUCACCAACACAUCGAUCUCAUGAAAGUCGUUAAGAAAGCCACAGAUCCCAGAUCUUCCGGUGGUUUAGCUCUACACCUUCCUCUCAUCGUCCGCUUCCCCGACGUCCUCAAGAACCGCCUCGACUCUCUCCAAUCCGCGUUUGAACUCGCGAUCCGGACGCAAGGGUACGAGUCUCGUUACCAAGGUGUGUAUCCGGUUAAGUGUAACCAAGACCGGUUCAUUAUUGAAGAUAUCGUCGAGUUCGGUUCGAGUUUCCGGUUUGGUUUAGAAGCCGGUUCGAAGCCUGAGAUUCUCCUCGCGAUGAGCUGUUUGUGUAAAGGUGAUCGUGACGCCUUUCUUGUGUGCAACGGUUUCAAAGACGCGGAGUAUGUCUCGUUAGCCUUGCUUGGGAGGAAGCUCGAGCUGAACACUGUGAUUGUUCUCGAGCAAGAAGAGGAGCUUGAUUUGGUUAUUGAUUUGAGCAAGAAGAUGAACGUGAGGCCUGUGAUUGGGUUACGAGCCAAGCUGAGGACUAAACAUUCAGGUCACUUCGGUUCUACUUCUGGUGAGAAGGGGAAGUUUGGUCUGACAACGGUCCAGAUCAUUCGUGUGGUUAGGAAGCUUCGUGAUGUGUGUAUGCUUGACUGUCUCCAACUGCUUCAUUUUCACAUUGGUUCGCAGAUUCCAUCCACGGCUUUGCUUUCCGACGGUGUGUCCGAGGCUGCGCAGCUUUACUGUGAGCUUGUCCGUCUCGGUGCUCGUAUGGAAGUCAUUGACAUUGGUGGUGGGUUGGGGAUAGAUUACGACGGGUCUAAGUCUGGAGAGACUGAUCUCUCUGUUGCGUACAGUCUUGAGGAGUACGCUGCGGCUGUUGUGGCGUCUGUUAGGUUUGUUUGUGAUCAGAAGUCUGUGAAGCAUCCGGUGAUAUGCAGCGAGAGCGGUCGAGCCAUUGUCUCUCAUCACUCUGUGUUGAUCUUUGAAGCUGUCUCAGCUGGUAAACAACAUGAAACCACCCCGAGUGAUCUUCAGUUCUUGCUUGAAGGGUACUCAGAGGAAGCUCGUGGCGAUUACGAGAGUCUUUAUGGUGCUGCGAUGCGUGGUGAUGGUGAAAGCUGCUUGCUUUAUGUUGAUCAGCUGAAACAGAGAUGUGUUGAAGAGUUCAAAGAAGGUUCUUUGAGCAUUGAACAGUUAGCUGGUGUUGAUGGGUUAUGCGAGUGGGUGACUAAGGAGAUUGGCGCUUCGGAUCCUGUUCUUACGUACAAUGUCAAUCUAUCUGUUUUCACUUCGAUUCCUGAUUUCUGGGGGAUUGAUCAGCUGUUUCCAAUAGUUCCUAUCCAUAGGCUUGAUCAAAGGCCUGUGGCCAGAGGGAUCUUGUCUGAUUUGACUUGUGACAGCGACGGGAAGAUCGACAAGUUCAUAGGCGGAGAGUCGAGCUUGCCACUGCACGAGCUAGACAGCAAUGGCUGCAGCGGCGGGCGGUACUAUUUGGGAAUGUUCCUUGGUGGGGCUUAUGAGGAAGCUCUCGGUGGAGUCCACAAUCUGUUCGGAGGGCCAAGCGUUGUUCGGGUUUUGCAGAAGGACGGUCCUCAUGGGUUUGCAGUGACUCGUGCCAUGAUGGGCCAAUCUUCAGCGGAUGUCCUUAGAGCGAUGCAGCACGAGCCUGAGCUCAUGUUUCAGACUCUUAAACACCGAGCUGAAGAGUUGUCUUCUGUCCUCAAAGCUGGUGGUGAUAAGGGAAACGACAAACUAGUUGUUGCCUCAUGUCUUGCUCGUUCAUUCAACAACAUGCCUUAUCUUUCCGUGGGGACGUCCACAAACGCUCUCACCGCUGCGAUAAAUAAUAUAGCCAUUUACUACCGCGAUGAAGCAGCGGUUGGUGAUGGUGGCGGUUGCGGCAAGAAUGGAGAAUGGUUUUAUUCGGUGGACUGAGAGAGACGUGACGACAUCUAGUUCCUGUCUUUCUGUUUUUAAGUUGAAAAAUGUUUCUUUGUAAUAAGGCAAACUCUUAGCAAAUUUUAAUGAUUAUAAACUAGUGGUUAACCAUGUUAA